Messenger RNA from Fraxinus pennsylvanica, 633 nucleotides. Lineage: Eukaryota; Viridiplantae; Streptophyta; Magnoliopsida; Lamiales; Oleaceae. The record is from the annotation of a GenBank genome assembly.
AUGAACGUCAACGAUGAUCAAAUGAGUUUGAUUUCUCAGUUCUAUCCUGAAAUAUACAGCCAAAUGGUCCAAGAACAAGGGGUGGAGAAACCUCGGAGGAAGUGUCGACGAAAGAAGAGAAAAGGGGAGGGCGGAACCGGAAGUGAGGCGUCCGGGAAGAGGAAGUUAAGCCAAGAACAAGUGAAUAUGUUGGAGAUGAGUUUUGGAAAUGAGCAGAAAUUGGAGUCGGAGAGGAAGAAGAAAAUUGCAUCUGAACUCCAACUCGACCCUCGCCAGGUUGCGGUUUGGUUUCAGAAUCGACGGGCUCGGUGGAAGAGCAAGAAAUUAGAGGAAGAGUGCUCAAAAUUGAAGGCCGAACAUGACUUCACCCUGGUAGAGAAACGUAGGCUCGAGAAUGAGGUAUUAACGCUGAAGGAACGAGUUUGUGAAGCUGAAAAAGAGAUACAAAGACUAAUAUUAGAACGUGGAGAUGGAUUUUCAAGCAUUAACAGUCCAAGUUCUUCGUUUUCUAUGGAGCUUUUGGACCCACCUUUUUUGGGAGGAUUUGGAAUGGAGGGAUUAGAAAAUGUCCUUAACGUACCACAAAAUAAUUAUAUUAAUGGUUUGGAAUGGGUUAAUGUCUAUGAUAUAUAA